Paramacrobiotus metropolitanus is the source of this 4463-nucleotide messenger RNA. RefSeq names its product transient receptor potential cation channel subfamily M member 3-like. NCBI's taxonomy places the organism in Eukaryota, Metazoa, Tardigrada, Eutardigrada, Parachela, Macrobiotidae. Gene Ontology annotation, biological process: monoatomic cation transmembrane transport. Gene Ontology annotation, molecular function: monoatomic cation channel activity. The transcript is spliced from 19 exons. The coding region runs from base 495 to 4241 and encodes 1248 amino acids. The record is from RefSeq and is a predicted model, not a curated record.
UUGGGUUAUUAAGUAUUGUACGUAAGUACAGUAUUGUUUUCUGUGAUGGGAAUCUCUUUGCGUCGGCAUGAUUUGUCUGUACUCACUACUCACGAGUCAAUACUCAUACGCCUAUACUCGCAUGACUGCUCCCGUAUUUAAAAAUCCAGCUAACCAUUUAAUUCAAAUAUUUCGAUCGGCAUAUUUUCUGGCUUGUAGCUUAGUUCAUCAGGCAUGAAAUCUUGAGUUUUGCUUUCAUUGGCUUUUAGCAUUAAAAGAUUUUUAGUUCCAAUCGUCACUGCUGUACAGUUUAGAAAGUUUAGCAAAUUUACCACAGAAGUGAACUGUGCUGCUUAUGGAUGUGGAAAUUACAACUGGAUCCAAAAUAUGCUGGACUAUGUAUGACAUGUUACUGUUGAGGCACUGAACUGCCUAAGCAGUAAGCAGCUUCGAUUUAUUCAUGGGUUCGUUCUGGUUGAACUGCUGACGUUCUUGCAUUCGGUCUACAAUCAGCCAUGGAGAACUUGGCCGGUGUUAUAAAGUUUGCGUCUGACAAUCUCAGCGCCGAUGAGCAAGAAAAGCCCUACAUCCCAGUGUUCUGCGAUGUAUCCUUGAAAACACUGGCGGAAUUCAUGCUGGAUCGAUGGAAGAUGAAAGUGCCCGAUGUGAUGAUCAGCAUUGUAACGGGAGUCUUCCACCACAAACACUGGCCGGAUGAUUAUGUUAUCGCGUUCCAGAACGGAUUGACCAAGCUGAUGAAUACGUCGAAUGCGUGGAUUCUGACCCACGGAUUUCAUGCGGGGAUUGUGAAGCUGCUGGGAGAAGCAGUGCGCGAUGAGCAGGACAAACGGACGGUUUACAAGAGCAAAGCAUUCCGCCGCUACAACAAAAGGGUCUCGCAGAUCACUCUCAUCGGGAUUGUCACGGAUAGUCUAGUCAAUGAGCUGGAGGCCUUUCGCUCGGGUAGUGAAGGAGGAACAGGGCGUCGACGAGUGGAACUGGAGCUGGGUAUCGACAAACCCGCGCGCCAGAAGUACAACUUGGAUCAGUUCCACACCCACUUUAUUAUGGUCAACGGUUCGAAUAAGCACACGGUGACCACAUUUCGCACAGAUCUGGAAAGAGAGUUGCAGAGAUUUUCUAGUGUGAGGAAGAAUUUCGCCAGCGGGGAUAAGGAUAAUUCCUCCGACGACGAAGACAAUCACAGCGUUAUGCCUGCCCGCAACACGGAAAGCACGGCAUCGCGGAUGGGUGUUCCACUGGUGGCUUUAAUGAUCCAAGGCGGGCCCGAAAGUAUUCAUCACAUGUGGAAUUAUUUGAGGAAUCGCACGCCGGUUGUCGUUGUGAAGGGUUCCGGAUUAGCUGCUGAUUUAUUUGCCAAUCUUUACGAAGAGGUUGCAAACAGUUCCGAUCUGGAAAAGCAUUUGCAGAAGCUGACACCAGAAGUUUUGAAGCGUUUGGAAGUACUUUUUCCCAGGGGGAAACAAUGGGAACAAGACGAGAAAACGGAAUGUUGCAAUAAAAUGAUUGAUUGUAUGAGGAUGGCAUAUCAGGAUGAUCUUAGCUACGUUACCAUCCUGGAUUUAUCCCGUUCGUCGUCGGAUUUGGCGGACAUUGACUUGUACAUACUGCGAGCUAUUUUCUCUAGUCAGCAAGCACGAGAGAUGGACUGGAAAGAGCAGAUCAAGCAUGAUUUACUGUUAUGCCUGCAGUGGAAUCGGCCUGAUUUUGCUCGGGAUGAAAUAAUGCAGCGUCUUGUUAAAAUGAAAAUCGAUAAGGACGUAUUCCAGCUUUCGUUAUACUUGAAGAAUCGUGAAGAUUUUGUUGAUCUAAUCUUGCAUCAAGGUUUCAAAACGCACAAGUUUCUGUCACAUAAAGUGUUGAUUGAUCUGUUCCGGUAUGCCGAAGACACACAAUUCUUUUCCGUGAAUGUUCUGGAGAACCUUUUGGGCUAUCCGGCGGGCGCUAUGAUAGGGGAAAGGUUUUUAUUGGAAGAUCUGAACUGGAUUGUUGCCACAUUCACGCGAGUGGAAGGAUUUGUGAACUCGUACGAACUUUCCACCAACUCGUGUGGGAUUUACAGUACCGAGCCGAGUGUUGCAGAAAGAAAAGCUCUCAACGCUCUGAUUGUGUGGUCGAUUUUAAUGGGCCGGCAAGAGCUGACUCGAGUUUUUUGGAAAUAUGUCGAAGAUCCGAUUCCGAUGGCUAUCUUUGUGAGCGCCAUGUGGCAUGGCCUGGCCUCUUUUUGUCGGGAGCCUGAGCUGGAAAACCAAGUUCGUACGUGGGGACGUGAUUUUGGCGUCAUGGGCAUGGGUGUUUUGGGAAUGGCCUACAAGGAAUCUCUGGAUCGCACCUUUCAACUGCUGGAUCGAGAAUUUCCGGAUUUUGGUCGGCGUACUCCUGUUCAGCUGGCAUACGAUGCGCGGAAUAGGUGGUUUCUGGCCCAUCCAUGUUGUCAAAAAUGGAUUAAUCGACUCUACAUGGGCCACAUUCAGAUUGCUUCUCCUCAUCCUGGUUCUCCUCAAAUUCCCAAUUUCGUUAAAAUACUCCUGUCUGCUUUUUUGAUAUUUCCAAUGUUUUUUUGGAUCCACUUUCCGUCCAUUGACUCGGUUGAUGCGCAGAAGAAACGGAAGCAUUCCAGAACACAGGACCAUAAGAUCAGAAUUUCCUGGGAAGAAGAAAAUAGACUGCUUACUCUCUCUUCUUCUGGUAGCCAGCUAGAAGGAUUAGAGUCCGCGUCCAAUAUGGGCUCGAACACGGCUAUGGGCCGCAGCCAAGAUGACCGUCGCACGUGGUUGAUGACGUUACAAGAUGAUCAAGAGAGAGCAGUGAGAGGCGAAACACGACGCAAAUUCUUGAGGCGAUUGUUUUUUGGGAAUUUAACCGGCAGCUCCGACCAGUUUUCCCUCGUGGAACGCAUAUAUCUGCUGUGGACAGCGCCUAUAACCAAAUUUUGGACCUUUCAGUUUUUUUACUGGUUGUACCUGGGAUUAUUUAGCGUUGUGACUCUGAUGCCUGUUUGUUCACAUGAAGUUAAACGUCUUUUUGUCGCUCCUAAAAACCCGACCAACAUUUCACUGGAUCCAGAAUAUUUGGAGCGUGAGAUGGAAGACUCACCGACAGUGUCGUUUAUUGAUGUGGUGUUAUGGUGUUGGACGGCGCUGAUCACCGCGGAAACGUUCUAUCGCAAUUAUCGAUUAAUGAGCACCCGUCAUUUUUUCCAUUUUAUGACCAAAAUCAUGGAAAUGAUCUUCAUGGUCACGUUCCUGGUUGCUUACUUUACGGUGCGGGUCAUUGGACAGCAGCCCAAAUUGGUUACAGCAUUUGCUGCUCGUUUAUUGAUGUGCGUCGGUCUAAUAUAUUUUUCUUAUCGAUUGAUUGGGAUUUUCUUCCCGAUCUCGGAUACCCUUGGCCCAAUGUUAGUGCGGAUUAAAUUUAUGAUUGGGACGGAUUUUGUGGAUUAUAUGAAAUUAAUUGCACCUUUUCUAAUCGCAGGAGGAGUUACUUGUCAAGCGAUUCUUUUUCCGGAUAUGCCCUUAUCACGAGAAGUCUUUCGGAUAACUUUUCAUCGUGCUUUCUUUAGUCAGUUCAUGAUCCAACCGAUUUCUGAACUUGCUUUUACCGAAACUUGCGAAGCCAAAAGGUUAAACCGAAAUGAAGCGGCUUAUUGUCAUGCCGGUGAUUAUAAAGAUCCCGCGUGUGCUACGGUGGGAUUCUGGGGAUAUAUGACCGUCAUCCACUACAUGGUCAUCUUAAAACUGGUCUUGGCCACUCUUCUUUAUGCUCUUUUUACUGCUACACAGCUGCGGUAUGAAUCGGAGGCCGAUGCCAUAUGGAAAUUUGAACGCUACAGUGUCGUAAUGGAAUUUGCAACACGUCCAGCUGUAUCGCCACCCUUUAGCAUCCUGUACUACAUCUUCUACGCUGUUCGGAGACUGAUUCGGUUCAUAAGGCAGAAAUGUGUCAGAAGCGAUUCACCAAAGAGAAUGAAAUCCGUGCAAAUGAAAGCUCGAAGAGCCGUUCGCCAUGACGAUUUUCAUUACUGGAAGGGUCUGGUUAGAGAAUACUUCCGGGAGGAAGAGAGAAAUAAGCGGGAAGCCGCAGCACCACAACGGACACUUGAUAAGGUCGUGCAGAUUUACGAAGCGCUGCACGCACAUGCCGGUGAUCUUAAACAGAUGAAAGAGCGACUCGGCGAUUUAGAAGCAAUUGUUGGCAAAUUUCAAAAUGCCUCAUACAUCUCGCCGGGAAGUUCGGCUUGAUACUGUACCUUACCGGAUGCGAGAUUGACUUGAAGUAUACUUUUGUUUAUUGUUGUCUACUGAGAACGUUUUAAAACCGUUUUGGACCCAGUGAAGGGUUAUUUAUUUUUCUUUUGUAAUCAUGACAUUUGAUGGCUGUUUUAAUUGUGGCUGUUUUAUCAGUUAUCAUAUUUGUCAUUGAAUCUCAUAAUUUUCUUCGUUUUGAUAAACGUUGGAACCGUG